AUGAGAGUGUCCGUAAGGGUGUCCGUGAGGGUGUCCAUGAGAGUGUCCAUGAGGGUGUCCAUGAGAGUGUCCAUGAGAGUGUCCAUGAGGGUUGGUCUGAUGGUUGGCCUGAUGGUUGGUCUGAUGGUUGGCCUGAUGGUUGGUCUGAUGGUUGGUCUGAUGGUUGGUCUGAUGGUUGGCCUGAUGGUUGGUCUGAUGGUUGGUCUGAUGGUUGGCCUGAUGGUUGGCCUGAUGGUUGGUCUGAUGGUUGGUCUGAUGGUUGGCCUGAUGGUUGGCCUGAUGGUUGGUCUGAUGGUUGGUCUGAUGGUUGGUCUGAUGGUUGGCCUGAUGGUUGGUCUGAUGGUUGGUCUGAUGGUUGGUCUGAUGGUUGGCCUGAUGGUCGGUCUGAUGGUUGGUCUUCCUCAUCCUGAAGGAGCUGUAGGACUCAGGAACAGGACCGAGGUCCAGCAGCAGUUUAACUUCCACUCCUCGUUUAAAGGUGUUCCUUUUGACGGUGAUGUGAGCGAUCACCACUAA
Knipowitschia caucasica is the source of this 516-nucleotide messenger RNA. The record is from the annotation of a GenBank genome assembly. NCBI's taxonomy places the organism in Eukaryota, Metazoa, Chordata, Actinopteri, Gobiiformes, Gobiidae.